AUGGCAACUUUUGCGCGCCCGGUCGCCUCGACCAUUAAUGGGGUCGACUUCAAUGUCUACUCCGAGGAAGAGAUCAAAGCUCUCUCGGUGAAAAGAAUUCACAAUACUCCGACUUUGGAUUCAUUUAACAAUCCUGUUCCUGGAGGUCUUCAAGAUCCUGCCAUGGGCGCUUGGGGAGAUCAUGUAUGCACAACCUGUCGCCAGAACUCUUUCACUUGUACUGGACACCCUGGACACAUUGAGCUACCAGUACCCUUCUAUAAUGUCACCUUCUUCGAUCACAUUUUCCGCCUUCUCCGAGCACAAUGUGUGUACUGUCUUCGUCUGCAGAUGGGUCGCAACCAGGUCAACAUGUACACCUGCAAAUUACGCCUUCUGCAAUAUGGCUUGGUCGACGAAGUUUCUAUUGUCGAUGCGAUGGGAGCUGUCAAAGGAGCCAAAUCAAAGGCCACCAAGGACAAGGAAGACGACUCGGACGACUCAGACGAUCCCGAUGAUGAUGACUAUAUGCAAAAGCGGACUGAUUAUGUCACUCGGCGCAUCCGCGAAGCCAAGAAAGAGGGAAAAUUGGACGGAUUGAUGCCUGGCGGACAGAAUCCUAUUGCCGCAGAAGCCAGACGAGAGUUGCUCAAGGCUUUUUUCAAGGAUAUCAAUGGGUUCAAGAAGUGUGUCAACUGCAGCGGAGUGUCCCCCGCUUAUAAAAAGGACCGCUACAACAAAAUUUUCCGAAAGCAAUUACCCGAGAAGCAGAAGCUUGCGAUGCUGCAAGGAGGAUUCCAGGCACCGAAUACCAUGGUCCUUCUCGACCAAGAAAGGAACUCCAAGUCUAAGAACGGUUUUUCUGAGAUUCACGGAGCCGAGGAGGAAAUUCGCCGUGGUGUGGCUGUCGUGCAGGAGGUACAGGGAUCGGCCGGCCAGGAAUUUAUGUCUUCUUCCGAAGUCUAUGGAGCACUUCAUCUUCUUUUCCAAAAAGAAAGUGAGAUCCUGCAGCUUGUGUACAACUCUCGGCCAGUGCCCAAGGGAGUGAAAGUUGUGUCGGCGGACAUGUUCUUCAUCAAAAGUCUUAUGGUGCCGCCAAACAAGUACCGGCCCGCAGUCCAGCAAGGUGCUGGAACAGUCAUGGAGGCACAGCAGAACACUUCAUUCAAUGCGAUUUUGAAGGGCUGUGACACUAUCAACCAAAUCAGUAAGGAGAUCCAAAACGAGGAAGAGAAGACCAUGUCUCGGGCACGGAACUACAGUGAUCUCCUUCAAGCUAUUGUUCAGCUCCAAGAUGUGGUCAACGGUUUGAUUGACCGCGAUCGCACUUCGGUCACCGGCUCAGCUGCCGCGUCACAGCCUAACGGUAUCAAACAGAUUCUCGAGAAGAAGGAAGGUUUGUUCCGAAAGAACAUGAUGGGCAAGCGUGUCAACUUUGCUGCUCGAAGUGUUAUCUCGCCCGAUCCCAACAUCGAACCCAAUGAGAUUGGUGUACCCCUUGUCUUCGCCAAGAAGUUGACUUUCCCUGAACCUGUGACAAACCACAACUUCUGGGAGUUGAAGGAGGCUGUUAUCAACGGUCCCGACAAAUACCCCGGCGCUUCUUCAAUCGAGAAUGAAAAUGGACAAGUAAUCAACCUCAAGUUUAAGAACUUGGAAGAGCGCACAGCACUUGCCAACCAACUGCUCGCACCGUCAAAUUGGCGCCAAAAAGGCUCGCGUAACAAGAAGGUCUACCGUCAUCUCACCACUGGUGAUUACGUCUUGAUGAACCGUCAGCCAACUCUGCACAAACCCUCCAUCAUGGGUCACAAGGCUCGUGUCCUUCCCAACGAGCGGGUUAUUCGCAUGCACUACGCCAAUUGUAACACCUACAACGCCGAUUUCGAUGGUGACGAGAUGAAUAUGCAUUUCCCUCAAAACGAGCUUGCUCAAGCGGAAGCCAGAAUGCUGGCAGAUGCCGACCACCAGUACCUCGUUGCGACAUCAGGAAAGCCGCUGAGAGGUCUAAUUCAAGAUCAUAUUUCCAUGGGAACGUGGGUCACGUGCCGUGACAGCUUCUAUGACGAGGAGGACUAUCACCAGCUGUUGUACAGUUGCUUGAGACCAGAACAUUCGCACAUUGUCACUGACCGGAUCCAGCUGGUCGAGCCCGCCAUGCGCAAGCCCAAGUGCCUAUGGACUGGAAAGCAGAUCAUCACAACAAUCCUUAAGAACAUCCAGCCCCCAGAGCGAGGAGGGUUGACCUUGAAGAGUAAGUCUUCUACCCCUGGCGAACGAUGGGGUGAGGGCAAUGAAGAAGGAGAAGUUAUCUUCCAGGAUGGAGAGUACCUUUGUGGUAUCCUCGACAAGAAACAGCUCGGUCCCACCGCCGGUGGUCUCAUCGAUGCCAUCCAUGAAGUUUAUGGAUACAGCACUGCUGGUAAGCUCAUCGGUGUUCUUGGAAGACUCCUCACUCGCGUCCUGAAUUUGCGGGGUUUCAGCUGUGGUAUCGACGAUCUUCGGUUGACCAAGGAGGGUGACCGUAUCCGCAAGGAGAAGUUAGCCACUGCUCCUCAGAUGGGUCGCGAAGUUGCCUUGAAGUAUGUGACCUUGGACAAGGCUCCUGGUGACCAAACUGCUGAGUUGAACCGACGAUUGGAAGAGGUUCUUCGUGAUGACGACAAACAAAGUGGCCUGGAUAGCGUUUCUAACGCCCGGUCUGCCAAGCUUUCCUCUGAAAUCACUAGCGCCUGUCUCCCGUACGGCCUUGCUAAGCCUUUCCCUUGGAAUCAAAUGCAGUCUAUGACGAUAUCUGGAGCAAAGGGAUCCGGUGUUAAUGCCAACCUGAUUUCUUGUAAUCUCGGCCAACAGGUUCUUGAAGGUCGCCGUGUACCACUCAUGAUCAGUGGAAAGAGUCUUCCGUCAUUCAAAGCUUUCGAAACUAACCCGAUGGCAGGAGGUUACGUUUCUGGUCGUUUCUUGACCGGAAUCAAGCCUCAGGAAUAUUACUUCCACGCCAUGGCUGGUCGUGAGGGUCUGAUUGAUACUGCUGUCAAGACCUCUAGAUCUGGUUACCUGCAACGUUGUUUGAUUAAGGGCAUGGAAGGUCUUAAGGCUGAAUACGACUCCUCUGUCCGUGAAGCGUCAGAUGGCUCCAUUGUCCAGUUCUUGUACGGAGAGGACGGUCUCGAUAUCACCAAACAGGUGCACCUGAACGACUUUGAUUUCCUUGCCCAGAACCACAUCUCCAUUUCCAAGCAAGUCCAAGCAGAUGAUUACCACAAACUGGCCAAGGAAAACGUAACUACUUGGCACAAGGACGCCAUGAAGGCGGUCCGCAAGACCGGAAAGAUUGAUGCUGUGGACCCUGUGUUGUCUCACUUCCCCCCUGGAGGAAACCUCGGAAGUACAUCCGAAGCGUUCGCCCAGGAGCUAAAGAAGUAUGCGGACGUCAACAAAAACAAGCUCAUCAAAGACAAGAAGAAGAACAUCGAGGGCAAGAUUACCAAGAAGACCUUCGAAGCACUGAUGAACAUGAAGUAUAUGAAGUCUAUCAUUGACCCCGGUGAGGCUGUCGGAAUUAUGGCCGGUCAAUCCGUCGGAGAACCCUCCACACAGAUGACUCUCAACACCUUCCAUUUGGCUGGUCACUCGGCAAAGAACGUCACACUAGGUAUUCCCCGUCUACGUGAAAUUGUUAUGACUGCAAGUGCCAAGAUUAUGACACCUACGAUGACUCUUCUUCUGAACGAAGAGAUUUCCAAGGAUGACUCGGAGAAAUUUGCCAAGGCUAUCAGCAAACUGAGUAUUGCUGAACUUGUUGACAAGGUGCAAGUCAAGGAACGCAUUGGCUCGGGCAUUGGCCACGCCAGGGCUAAGAUCUACGACAUCGACAUUGACUUUUUCCCGUCUGAAGAAUACACUAAGGAAUACGCCAUUGAGACCAAGGAUGUUCUGAUUGCUCUGAAAUCCAAGCUCAUCCCUCGGUUGGUGAGACUCACCAAGGUCGAGCUAAAGAAGCGCAACGAAGAGAAGAAGGGCGUUAAGGGCACAACUUCCCAGCCCGAAAUUGGUGUUUCGGUCGGUAAAAUCGCGGAGGCACCAAGAGGCGCCGACUCUGAGGCCCAGCCAGCCGACGAUGACAAUGAAGACGACGAGGACGAUGCCAAGCGGGCCGCCGGAGCUCAGAAUAGGGGCAACCAGGUCUCCUACGAAGGACCCGACGCCGGCGAGCAAGAUAUCAUCAGACGCCAAGAUACCCCCGAUGAAGACGAAGACGAAGAUGAGAGCAGCAAGCCUGCCAACGACACUCGCGACGUGCAAAUGAAGGACGGCUCGGACUCGGACUCGGACUCCGAAGAUGAGUCUGACGAUGAGACCGUCCACGACAGCAAGGCGUGCGAGGAAGAUGUCGUGGGCAAGUUCGAGGAGAUCACGAAGUUCAAGUUCGACCCAAAGAACGGCAACACGUGCUCCAUCCAACUGCAGUACGACGUUGAGACCCCCAAACUUCUCCUCCUUCCCCUGGUUGAAAAAGUUCUGCACCUCGCUGUCAUCCAGUGCAUCCCCGGCAUGGGCAACUGUGUCUUCGUCGAGGCCGAUGAGGCGAAGGGUGAUCCCGCCAACAUCCUCACUGAGGGUGUCAACCUGCUCGCCAUGCGUGACUAUCAGGAUAUCAUCAAGCCCCACUCGAUCUACACCAACUCCAUCCACGACAUGCUCAACCUGUACGGUGUUGAAGCUGCUCGCGCUACUAUCGUCCGCGAAAUGGAUGCCGUUUUCAAAGGUCACAGUAUCUCCGUUGACAACCGUCACUUGAAUUUGAUCGGUGAUGUGAUGACACAGUCCGGUGGCUUCAAGGCCUUCAGUCGCAAUGGCUUGGUCAAGGAUGCCUCAUCUGCCUUCGCACGGGCCAGUUUCGAGACUACCGUCGGCGCUCUGAAGGACGUUGUGCUCGAGAGGGGUGCCGAUAACCUCAAGAGUCCUAGUAGCCGAAUUGUUGUUGGCCGUGUCGGUACCGUUGGCACUGGUUCGUUCGACAUUCUUGCUCCCGUAGCAUAG
Penicillium digitatum Pd1 is the source of this 5022-nucleotide messenger RNA. Its product is annotated as DNA-directed RNA polymerase I core subunit RPA190. Gene Ontology annotation, biological process: DNA-templated transcription. The record is from RefSeq and is a predicted model, not a curated record. Gene Ontology annotation, molecular function: DNA binding. Lineage: Eukaryota; Fungi; Ascomycota; Eurotiomycetes; Eurotiales; Aspergillaceae. Gene Ontology annotation, cellular component: RNA polymerase I complex.